AUGAGUUAUAAUUUAUGCAAAAUUAAAAACUUGGAUAAUGCAGAACGUCAAAUACGACGUUUGGAAGAACGUUUACGUGCUGCUGAUUUAGAAAAAGCAGCAAUUGAGAAGGCUAGAAAAUUCCUGGAAGAAGAGAUAAACAAAUUACACCAACAAUAUCAAAAGGCAACAGCAGAGGAAGAACGAAAAGCUCGCGAUAAACAACAUGAAAUUAAUCUUGGAUUAGAAGAAGAAUAUAAGAAUCGCAUUAACGAGCUAAAAAGUCGCAUCGAGACAAUUCAACGUGAUAAUACGAAAUUGAAAACUGAGCUAAAUACAAUGAGGGAUAAAUAUCGAGAUACUGAAAAUGAAUACAAUAUUACACUAAGAAAAUUGGAAGAAAAAGAUGCUGCAUUGCGUCAUCUUGAUGAAACUAAACGUCAAUUUACCAAUGAACUUGAUCAACAACGAACACGUUAUGAUACAUUAAAUUCUGAAUUUGAUAGACUAAAUAAUGAAUAUGAGAAUGCUAAUAAGACAGUUGUAACAUUGGAACAAACAGUUCGUGAAAUUAAACAACAACGAGAUGAAUAUGGUAAACAAAAAGAUGAGCUUUCACGACAAAUGUUCGAUUUGAAGCAUCAGUUAGAGAAUGAAAAAGCAGCACGAGAAGAAGCGGAAAAAACAACGAGCCGUUUAACGCAAGAAAUCGAAAAAUUCAAACUUCAAAUUACGGAUUAUGAGAAUCAGCUAAGUAUGUUACGCCGGCAUAAUGAUGAGCUUGAUACGCAAAUCAAAAGUGGUCAAGCUAAAAUAACCGCUAUCGAGAAUGAUUUAAUUACAAGCCAAAAAGAAACUGUUCGAUUGAACGAAUUAAACAGUCGUCUUCAAAGAGAAAAGCAGGAUGCUAUCAACCAAAAACUUAAAGCUGAAAGUGAUGCUGAAGUAUGGAAAGAACAAAUUCGGAGGCUGGAACUAGAAAUUGAGAAGUUAAAAAUAGAAAAUCGAACAAUUACGGAACAGGAAGAAAAGACACGUGAUGCUUUAACAAAAGAAACAAAUCGUGCACAUCUUCUGCAAAAAGAACUUGAAGAGACAAAAGCAGAAAUAGAAGAACUUGAAAAAAAAAUCAAACGAUUGGAGCAAGAAAUUGAAAGCAGUUCUCGUGGUACACGUAAGGAUGAAUCAGAAGAGACAGAUAAGAUUUCACUUGGUCCAAGUGGUCCUACAGUUUAUGAUACCGAAAUACAUGAAAUUCGAAUCAGAGAAGUUAACGAUAAAUGGAAACUUGAGUUUGAUAAAAUUCUUGGUGAAAAGGAUGAGCUUGAGCGUAGGAUUCGUGAUUUGGAAGAUCAAAUCACGCAAAAAAAUCGUGAAUUUGAACGACAAGAAACCGAGAUAGCGGAACUGAAACGUAAACAUCAAGAAGAAAUUGAUAGAUUACGAAGCGAAAUUUCACAACUUCAUGAUAAACAUCAGAAUGAUCUUGAUGACGAGAAAGAACAAUACAAUAAGAAUUUGGAAUCGAUCAAAUAUGUUGAAGAUGAACUUCGCAAUAAACUUGCUGAAGCUGAAAGAAAACUUGCAGAAGCUGAAAAUCGUGAAAAUCAAUUGGAACGUGAAAAAGUAGAGUUGAAGGAAAAGUAUGAACAAGCAUUAGCACAAAUCCAGAAACUCAAGGAUGAUUUAGAUGAUGCACGACAGGAAGCAGAAAAUGAAAUACAAAAAUGGAAGACUGAAGUGUAUUCGGUACGAUCGGAGCUUAAAGCACUUGAAACAUCAAGUAAUGCACUAAGAACACAACUUGCAGCAGCUAAUGAACGAGCUGAAUCACUGAAUAAAACGGUUAAUGAUCAAAAUGGAAAAAUACGAGAAUUGAAUACACAAAUCCGACGUCUUGAGGAAGAAAUAUCAGACUUGAAAUCUGCUGCUGUAACUCGUGAAUCAGAUUUGGAAAGUUCAUUAAGCAGAUUACGUUCCGUUGAGGAUCAAUAUGCUACACUGCAAAGUGAACAUGCUAAGACACGAAAUGAGCUAGAAAUUUUACAGCGAGAAUAUGACCUACUCAAGAGCACGAAUAUAAAUCAAGAAUCUGAGCUUGAACGACUUCGAAAUAAAAUCCAACAGUACGAAGUGACGAUUAAGGAACAAAAGAAUGCACUUGAUCAUCUCAAAGCAGAACGAGAACGACUGCAAAAUAUUUAUCGUGAUAAGGUCAAGCAAUUAGAUCAUUUGACCCAAUUGGUGCAAUCAUUCGAUGUCAAAAUGAACAAAAUGCGCCAAAAUCUUCGAGAUACCUCAGAUAAAUUUGUUGCUGCUGAAACAGAACGUAAUGCUUUACGCUCCGAAGUUACCAAAUUGCAACAAGAGCUACAAUUUGGCAAAGAUCAAAUGGUACGCAGAACAGAUGAAUAUCAAUCAUCGUUGGAAGAUUUAGCAAAUGCACAUCGAGCUGCAGAAGAUGGUCGACUUAAUGCUUUACAAGAAUUAGAAUCAAGAAAAUAUGAAUUAGCUGAUUUAAAGUCACGAUUUGAAAAUACGGAACAACGCUUAACCUCACUACAACAUGAUUAUAAUAAAGUGGAAAAUGAAAGAGAUAUUUUGGCUGAUUCACUUAAACGCUUCUAUUCCGUAACGACACAUGCGGUAACAUUACACAAAGUGAAGGUAAAUUAUCUAAAUGAAUGGAUAGUUAUCGAGUAA
Loa loa (African eye worm) is the source of this 2682-nucleotide messenger RNA. RefSeq lists its product as hypothetical. Bases 1 to 2682 code for a protein of 893 amino acids. The record is from RefSeq and is a predicted model, not a curated record. The transcript is spliced from 18 exons. Lineage: Eukaryota; Metazoa; Nematoda; Chromadorea; Rhabditida; Onchocercidae.